Dinoponera quadriceps is the source of this 11217-nucleotide messenger RNA. RefSeq names its product DEAD-box ATP-dependent RNA helicase 20-like. Lineage: Eukaryota; Metazoa; Arthropoda; Insecta; Hymenoptera; Formicidae. Gene Ontology annotation, molecular function: RNA binding; ATP binding; RNA helicase activity. The record is from RefSeq and is a predicted model, not a curated record. The transcript has 3 exons. Gene Ontology annotation, cellular component: nucleus; ribonucleoprotein complex; cytoplasm. The coding region runs from base 277 to 2439 and encodes 720 amino acids.
UCCUCUCGCGGAAGCCUCCACCGCCGCCAUUGUAGCACCGUUCGCCGGUUCCUGUGGGUUGAGUCCGUGGAUUUGCCGUGCUGCCGAGCCGAGUUGUUCGCUGGCGAGCUUCUCGUCGCUCGUGCGACAGCGUUCUGUGGUUCGCGGGGGCGGCUACCAUCUCGACGAACGCUAAUCCUGCCACCGCCAACUGACAACCGUCGUACGAUCUGACAUACUUUAACAGCUUUCUAGGCCCAGCGAGAUUUCUACUGACUCGGGUCGACACGCCUUCCGAUGUACAAUAACGGAUACUCUGCGCACGGCAGAUGUAUGUAUGGGGCUUUUAUCAGUUAUAGGCCUAGGGGAAGUCGAGACUAUGGUAAUCGCAACGCAGGAAGUGGCGGGACUUACUGGAACAGUCAGCAGCAGGGCCAGAAAGAUUAUGGUACAAAGAAACAGAAUCACAGGAAGACUCCAGGAGACUUGCUCAAGAAACCUAUCUGGGAUCUAGGAUCACUGCCUCCGAUCAAGAAGAACUUAUAUGUUCCUCAUGCCAAUGUUUUGAACAGAACGCCCGAAGAGAUUACCAAGUAUCAUGCAGGCAAAGAGAUCACCGUUAAGGGCAAUAAUACGCCUUUCCCGAUCCAGGAGUUUAAAGAGAGCAACUUCCCGGAUUAUGUGAUGGAAGAAAUCAGAAAGCAGGGAUUCGCCGAACCUACCGCCAUACAAGCUCAAGGUUGGCCGAUUGCACUUAGCGGACGAGAUCUCGUUGGAAUAGCUCAAACUGGGUCUGGAAAAACCUUGGCGUACAUCCUUCCAGCAACCGUGCACAUCAACCACCAGCCUCGCUUGAGCCGCGGUGACGGCCCGAUCGUUCUGAUUCUCGCUCCGACGCGCGAACUUGCUCAACAGAUCCAGACAGUCGCACGCGACUUCGGCUCAUCCUCGUGCAUCCGCAACACCUGCAUCUUCGGCGGCUCGCCGAAGGGGCCUCAGGCCCGCGAUCUUGAGCGCGGAGUGGAGAUCUGCAUCGCGACACCCGGCAGGUUGAUCGACUUCCUCGAGAAAGGCACCACGAACCUGCGCAGAUGCACAUAUCUGGUGCUGGACGAGGCCGAUCGCAUGUUGGACAUGGGCUUUGAGCCGCAGAUUCGUAAGAUCAUCGAACAAAUCAGGCCCGACCGGCAGGUGCUCAUGUGGUCGGCCACUUGGCCCAAAGAGGUGCAGGCUCUCGCCGAGGACUUCCUCACCGACUACAUCCAGAUCAAUAUCGGCUCCUUGACCUUGGCGGCCAACCACAACAUCCGGCAGAUCAUCGAGAUAUGCCAAGAGCACGAGAAGGAGUCUAAACUGUCGCAGUUGCUGCGUGAGAUCGGGACAGAGCGCGGCAGCAAGAUGAUCAUCUUCGUGGAGACGAAGAAGAAGGUGGACGACAUCACGAAGGCGAUCAAGCGCGAAGGCUGGCCCGCCAUUUCGAUCCACGGCGACAAGUCGCAGCCGGAGCGCGACUACGUGCUGUCGGAAUUCCGCAAUGGCAAAACCAUGAUUUUGGUCGCGACUGACGUGGCGGCGCGCGGUUUAGACGUCGAGGAUGUGAAAUACGUCAUCAACUUCGACUACCCCAACAGCUCCGAGGACUACAUCCACAGGAUCGGCAGAACUGGCCGCUGCCAGAGCGCGGGUACCGCCUACGCUUACUUCACGCCGAACAACGCGAGACAGGCGAAGGAGCUGAUCGCGGUAUUGGAGGAAGCUGGCCAAGCUAUAAAUCCACAGCUGGCGGACAUGGCGAACUCCAUGAGGAACCAAUACGGCAAAGGGCGGCAGCGAUGGAGCCACGGACGCGGCAAGGACAACAACACACACGGGAGUCCCAGGAACAACAUCAGCCCGACCAUAAACAACUGGCAGAGUCAGCACAUUCCGCAGCAGGUGAGCCAGCACCACAGCCAACAGGCCAAUCAGGAGAAGGCUAUGGUGCGUCAUCAACGCAACGCCGGUGGUGGCGGAUACCAAGCCAAUCGCCAGAACAAUUAUCAGCCACAGCACUCUUAUCAACAGCAACAUCAGCAACGACAGCCCGCCUCUGGCUACCAGAACGGCUAUCAGGCUACUAACAACGCGUGUCAACCUACCCAUCAGCAGACCAGCAGCAGCGCGCCCAGGUAUCAAAACAGGACCGGAUACCAGGGUAAUCGCUUUCACAGUCGGCAGAACGGCUUCAACGGCGGUCAGAACGGGCCCAAUGUGUACUCGAUGCCGCCGCCCUUCAUGAUGCCAUCCGGCGGGCACACUGACUCCGGCAUCCAGAACCUCGUGAACAACAAGUUCUUCCAGACGACGAACCGACCGCCCCCGAACGCCGGCGCCUGCGCGUACCAAUCAAUGGGUUAUAGCCAGUUUCAGGCCAUGCCGCCGUACGGAUAUCCGUAUCCGCCUACGCCGGUGCAGCAGUGACGCCUCCCGCGGUACAAAACCGCCGGGGUACGGGCUAAAUGAAAAGUAAGUAAGUUGGUCCCGCCUAUCGGGUCCUACCAUUGGGUCCCUAUUGGUGUGACAGUGGACCCAAUUCGGCUAUGGUAGACUGUCGAUAUUAAUUAACCAGCUCGUAGAAUUUACGGGAGUUCUAUUUUGGUGGGGUCCGAGGCGUCCGGAUGUUAAACUCGUGCUUCGAUCAUUUCGAAUUCUAGAGAUCAGUUUGUGGGAAUUUCGACACCUCGUCGAGAGAAAUUAACAAUGUUGAGUUGAGAAGGGGAAAGGUGUUUCUCACGAGCUUACCAACGGAAGUAGAGUCGGAUUUGGAAUUUGGCUUUUUGCACGAUCGAACGCCUUGCCGCCUCCUCGGAGAUUUCCGACAACACUGAAAUUUUUAAGAAUCGACAGUCUACUGCAUAUCUUUAAUGUGUAACACUUGUUCUUAUUUCUUUCGUUUAUUCUUUUUCUGGAAUUGUGCCGGUUCGAUGUACUUUUAAGCGUUUUUAUUUUGAAAUAUUCGGCGUAUCCAGCCGUUGGAGAAGUUGCAGAUAGAAAAAUUGAAUUUUUGUUUGUCGCCGUCACGGUUCGGAGGAUGAUGCUUUAACAAUUUGAAUCCAAUUGUUAACACGGUGCGUAAAGAAAUAAUUAUUAACAUGAAAACUAGUUUUUCAGUGUUAUAGAAACUGAAGCAGUUGUGAGGAAUAUGCGAUAUUUUAACUUCUGGUUCUCUUGAACCUCUUGUGCACGUCACAAAUUUAAAACCUUUAGAAAUUAGGAAAUGUACCGGGAAUAAAGAUAUAAUCUUUUCGGUACAACAGCAUAGGAGCAGCACAGGAAUGAUUGCUUCUGGCCGAAGCGUUGAAUCCGCAAGUAUAUCUUUACAAUGGAAAGGAUCGCCUAACCGAUCUAGGGUGAAUUCACAUGUUGACAGAGAAGCAAAAGCCAAUCAGAACUCGCGCUGGUAAUAAGCGGUAGAUAAAGCAAAAACUGUCGACUACCAGUGCGGGUUCUGAUUGGUUUCUGCUUUUCCGUCAAGGUGUGAAUUCUCUUUUAAAUAUUUCAAAUGAUAUAUUAUUCGAUUAAAGAUUUAUGUAUAUAUUUUCUUUAACGUGAAGUGUAUAAAUUAUAUAUUUAAUUUUUUUUUUUUUUUUUGAAACAGUUAUGGACACAUAGUGAACACUAUGAAUACGUAGUGAGAUAAUAGAAGUUAUAAAAUAACGACACACACACACACACACACACACACACACACACACACACAAUGAAGAAGUUCGGAGCGGAGCGUGCGAACGAUGUAAAAAUAAAAGAAAAUCGGAGACUAUAGUUGGAAAAAAUAUAACAAAUAAGAAAUGUUUCAGAUUGGAGAGCUUAUAUUUUUGUAGGAAAGCUUAUUGAAGUUCGUUCACUUUUGCAGUUUCUUAUAUUUAAAUUAUUCGGUAAUUUCUGCAACAAUUUAAAUUAUACGGUCACUUGAUCGAUUUGUUCGCAAGUGUAAAAUUACAAUGCAUCUCCGAUUAUCGCACGCUCCAAUUAUCAUUUACGUUUUACAGCGUGCAAUGCGGUGAAAAAAUAAAAACAUUUAGUAUACAAGUAAAUGCUAAAAUAUUUUUCUUCUUACAAAGUUAAUUUUUGCACUGCCACUCGUCGACUUUCGUUCGUCCUUGCAAGAGAAUUUGACGAGGUUGGAUAAACUCAAAUUGUUAAAUCAGUGGACACAGAACCGAGACGGCAUACCGAUCAAUGGAGGCACAUUCCAGUUUUCGGAUUUUUGAUGUAGCGUUUAGCAUCUUUAGCGAUGAGCAUACAUGAUAUAAUAUCGAUUCUAGAUGUUGACCGCCACGUUGACGGUCCAUGAAACCCUUUAAUGGUAUAAUUGAGAAUAAAUAGUAAUCCUCUUGCGCGAGUAAACUAUUGUAACUACAUUAUAAAUGCUUUCUCCGAAAUGCACGAAACAUAUAGAAGGGGGUGGGUUAAGACUAUAUAUCAGAUGUAAUAAUUUAUAAUUUAUUUAUAUAGUUCGCGUGAUUACACAUACACAGAAAAUGAAACCAGCAAACAAAACGCGCGAUACUCUCUAUGGAAAGAAAAUUUGUAAGGCCUUUUGCAUAAAAAUUAAGCCAUUUUUUAUGCGCUCCGGCAUGAUUAACAAAUUGUCGUGCCCUCUGUUCCGCGAGCAUGAAAGAAGCAACGGAGACCGUCAAUAUAUAUAAAGUAAAAACAAACAAAGGGAGAAAAGAGAAAGACAGACUGGAACAGCUGGGAACGCCUGGAACAGCUUCGCCGACGAAACUAAACUAAUUUCGGGCACUCCGAUGCAACUAAUCGUAGCGUAAAAAAAAAAAAGUAAGCAUCUCGUGCUCCGAGGAUCUCGCAAGUGUUCAAACGUGGCUUCGAGAUCUCUGGAUUCGCGGAAUCCUGGUCUACGGUUUCAGGACACUUGGAACUCGCACUCAUAGGAAUCUCUGAGUCCUUGGAAAUUUGACACACACACACACACACACACACACACACACACACACACACACACACACACACAAAACACAGACACUUUGAAAUCUUGAACUCUGAGCCUCCACAUUCCUACUUCGAAUGCUCCGACAUUCUUAGACAAUCAUCUUUGAACAUAUCUUUUAAUCCUCGGAUUCUCUUUGUCUCUUGCAAUUUCUAAGUUUCAAAUGCGAACGUUCGCGUGAUGCUUCUUGGAGCUUCGAGCGCUUAACUUCUUGGACUUCCUGACAUUACGGAUCCAGGGACACUUUUAGCGGGGUUUGAACGGUCGAUUCUUGGAGAGACGGGCAUGACUUUUAGGGGUAAAUUAAGCAGGUAGUCACAAUGGCUGUGUACCUCGACGCAAAGUUUGAUAUCUUAUUUUUAUAUAUAUAUCGAAAGUGAUUUGUUGUUGAACCAACGAAUGAUUAUAUGAUACAUUGUUGUUUGAUGUUUAUGCAAUUGGCCACUGAGUGGUCUUGUCUCUGCGCACCGUGCGCGCAGGCUGGCCGCCAUUGAAACUAAUCUGAUCUUUAGUUGUACCUGUUCUUUUAGUUAACAAGCAACGGUCCAAAUUACGCCAUUUCUCACUCCGGUGAACAGUAACGAUUAUAUGCUACUUUCUGCUGAAGUUUCACUCUUCUACUGGUAAUUUACUUCGUUCCCCGCGGCGCUCGUCCUUCGGGACUUUCAGACUCUUCGGAUUUUGCAUUUUGUUGAAUCCAUCUUUUUCUUUGACCUGUAACUUUUUCUCUUCAUUCUUUGAACAUUUCGGAACUUUAAUAGCUCACAGGCUAACUUCUGGAAUAUAGAAUCCCUCGCGAACAUUGAAAGGAUGAUAAAGAAAAGAAAGAAUGAAGACAUAAGUAUUUGGGAUAUUGAAACCUUUAAAUAUUUUCAUCUUCACAGACGUUUGCACAUCCUUGUUUCGUUGGAUUGUUACUUUGGCACAUCUUUGGCAAUUGUUUUCUGGAGCAGGCGAAGGUUUUAAUUUUGGAGUUAAACUCGAUAGAAGCUAAAUUCUCUCCUUCUACGUUCUGAGACUUUUGCGAUCUUAGAAUCCACAGAUUGAACUUUGAAAUUUUGCAAAUUGCGAUAACAUUGAAGAUCUUUUGUGCUCAGUGAACAUGAGAAAUACCGGUUGAAGAGUGGACGCACCGCAAACCGACUUGCGUAUGGUAAACUAAGGAUAUAACAUAUUGUUGUAUUCUGAAGCAGCCCUUUGCGGUACCGGAGGACGUUUUCUAAUCAACAUGCCCGAUUAAUUAUCGAACCAAUUAAUUGGCGCACGCUGUCAGGGCAUGUAACGUAUCUUGUUAGCAGCGUGUCGCAUUUUUGCGAGCCUCCAGAUUACUCUGCACAUACCACCGUAUAUCAUGUAAUUAUCGAGAAAGAAAUAGGAAGCGACAAUGAUAGAGGAAAGAGAGAGAGAGAGAGAGAGAGAGAGAGAGAGAGAGAGAGAGAGAUAUAUAUAUAUAUGUAUGUAUAUAUAUGUAAUUCUCUGGUCUCAGGGAAACCGAGUGAAAAACAAUCUCAGUUCUUAGGGAGAGCGUUUUUUCUCCUGAUUUCACCGUUCAGUAAUGAACUGUAGUUGAGAGCGGUAUUCAUAGUCCGAUCUAAGAUUUUAUAAGAUCGUCCUAAAUUCAUCUCAAGUUUCGCUAUGUAGCCAAUGAAUCUUAAGAUGAGCUCGGGGCGAUUUUAAAAAUAAGGUUGAACUAUGAAUAAUCACCCCGAGUGUCCAGUUUUAUGACUGUUCCUCAAAUAUCUUCCUCUCUGAGUUUUAUCUAGCUAUUCCUCUUUAUAUUGUUUUUAAUAAUUAUAAAUUAUAGUAGAGUAACUGAUAGUGUUGUUCCCUCCCGUUUAAGUUUUUCGUGGGAGGCCAGAGAAUUAAUACCAGCUAACAAAUGCAGGGAUGCAUUCGCGCAGGGACGCUAUUAAUUAAUGAUUGUUGAUUAUCGCCGCGUGGCGGUUAUUUACUCGCGACUCGCUUUUGUGAAGUAAUUAGCCACUCGUUACGCACACAACGCAAGAAUUGCAAAGAUGCAGCAAUCCCUCUCGCAGUAAAGUCCUUUGGCUCGGUUAGAUUCGCGUACUCGAGAUCGGGCAUGAUACGUGGAUUGGUUUUGGACGCCGUUAAUCGCCGUGGAGAGCCUCCAGUGUUUUUUACGGGAAAACGAUAGUCAAUAAUAUUCAACGAAGUGGGACAUAUGCGAUAUCUCCUGAAUCAGGAUCCUCGUGUCCUUGGAUACUUGCCUUCUUCGAAGGUUCGUAUUCCGAAACUGCUGUUAUCAUAGUUUCGCCGUUGAUCGCAUCCCGGUAAAUUCUGACAUAGAUUUUCAGGUUCCAUGACAUCUCGGAAUUCUCAAAGCUCCAGAUUGCAAUUUUAGAUCCUCUAGAUCCUCGCAGGUUUGAAACUUGGAAGUACCAACACCUCUUACGACUUGGUGAACGUGGUAUUUUGAAAUUCCAAGAAUUCGGCAGAUUGGGCUUUCAGAACUUAGGGAUCUUGAACUUUACUUCAGAUUACAAAACGUAUUUGAAAAUCUUGGCACUUUAAGAGCUUCGAUACUUUACGGUAUUCUUCAGAUCUUGAGUUUCAAGAAAAAUAUCAUACAUGAUUUGUAAAUUUUGGAUGGUUACAAUUUUCCUCGGUUUCUGAUAUUGGAACAUCCGAACCUUCGAAUUGAAGGAUCCUUCGAUCGUGUAGGGUCUUCGAUCGGCGAAUAUUGAUCUUGACGCGCCUACUUUGUCAAUCGGAUUGCAUACGUUAUGUCGAUGAAUAGUGAUAUAAUAAUAGGAAACGUAUGUGUUGCGAGCAUGAUAAAGUCCUGAAUACUCUCGCACAUUGCGUACACCCGCUAUCAAAUCGUGGCAGUUCUACUCAAAUUAAAGGAAACUCGCACUGAAUAAUUCAUUAUGAACUAGUUCAUUAGUUAAUCCCUGAUAUAAACUAUCAUCCUUCGAAAUGAAAAACGAUUAUACUGUUGACAUAAUCAUUACUGACGCUGUUGAUAUUUUAUUUCGCUUUCAUGAAAGGUUUGAAUUAUUUUACGAUAUUAAUUGUGCGAUUGUUUAAAAACUUGGAAGUUUUGUACUCUAUUUUCCUUUCAUUCUCUUUCUUGGUACAAAGCAGUUGGAUAGCGGGUGUACGCGUAGUUCUGUGAUAUGUAAAACGUAGCAUAUUUCUAGAUCUACCUAUCGUGCAUCAUGAUUAAAAUAAGGAACGUAUCUCAUCAGUUUUAUAUGUGGUAUAUCAGUCAUCUGACCUUAAUGAUGCUUAAUGCAGGGCCGUCGAUAUCCAUUUAGCUAACAAGAAAGGGAAACGAUAUCAAACGUACUUUUCUCUCACUUUACUGGGGCAAACGUUAUGAUCUCAUUGGAUUAUAUAAAAAGGUUUUUUUUUAAAGAUAACAAAUUUAAUACGACUCUAUCAUUUUAUUUAGCAGUACACACGCACUGCUAAAUAAAAUGAUGAUAUCGUAUAUAUAAAAAUAUACAAUAUAUAUAUAUAUAUAUAUAUAUAUAAUACAGAAGCUGGAAGUAAUAUUGCAAUAACGUUAACUUUUGUGUGGGACACACACAUACGUAUAUAUGUGUAUGUAUAUAUGCACAUAGUACAAAAGCUAACAUUAAUGUUGUUUCAACGUUGCUGCGAUAUUAUUGCAAGUUUCUGUGCUAUAUGCUAUAUAUAUUUGUAUACUUUUUAUGAAAUCUCUCGACAUCCACACGAAGUAAUAUGUCAUUAUACCAGAACUGCCGAUCUUUUUCGACGAAGAACAUUGGCCAAAUUAUAUUCUACAGUUCUUCAAAAUUUUAAAACAUUUCUUUACGCAAUCUAAUAAUCAGCUGUUAUUAAAAGCCAGUAAUUAAUUACUAAGCUACAGUUUCUAUAUUUUUAUUAGCACAAUUACAUGUCAGAUACAGAAUUUUGGAAGAGGAGGGGAGAGAGAGAGAGAGAGAGAGAGAGAGAAGUAAGAUUAAUAAAUUUUUAUAACUUAAAAUCACAACGACGGCCACUUUAGGGUCUAACCUGUGCGCUUUGAGGUAUAACGCGAUGGGAAUAUCAAAUUAAUUGGCCUUUAAUUACAAUACGGGGGCCAAGAAGUUUUUCAAGGCAGUCUCGUAACUAUAUCUUCAUAUGGCCACGAUUCUGUAGGUAUUGGUGCCUGCGACUAUAGUGUUUACCCUGCAUGAGACACAUAGUGGGACGAAUUAAACUGAUGUUAUAUCCAGAAAAUGUAUAAUUUCAGUUGUGUAUUAGUGAAGUGCACGAGAAAGAGAGAGAGAGAGAGAGAGAGAGAGAGAGAGAGAGAGAGUUUAUAUUUUGGUAUUGAGAUUGUACUCCGUAAUCUCAUCAAGAUAUGUAUUCCGUGGUGAUCUUGGGAUUGAGAGAGUAAUCUCGUAUAUUGCGUUAAUAUAAAAUUACAGCAGGGUCUGCGUUUCUCGCUCAUUUUGGAUCUUGUCAUCAAUUUUCAUUCAUAGAGCACUUAGGAUCCUUGCGAUACGUCGAUUCUUUACGCGCCAUUCGUAAAGGAAUCGGGAUUUUCGGAUACCUCGAGUUAGCAGUACCGGGACGUUGCAGGGUCGCAGGUUUUGGUUCUGCCGCCACUUCGUUUGAACUUACUUCGAGUUGCUUUUGCGCUAUUCGGUCCUAUGUAGGGGUCGGUGUCAAAUUGAAAUGAUCAUCGACGUGCCCCUGCGGUGGCGAUUGAGUCGAGAUCCGAUGAUAGCGAUCGUUCUGUGAUGGCGAAACAGAGCCGAUAAUCGCAAUUCGGGGGAGUACUUUCUUCUAUCUUCUUCUUCUUGUUCUUCUCUUCUUCAUGAUGAACGCUGAUGAGCACUGUGAUAUCGCGUACAUAAACAUUUUUAAUUAAUCGUAAACAUAAAUAUCAUACUAUUAUAGGGACUAUUCUUUUUUACACACGAAGACUGAACUUUGCCAACUUAUAUACGAGUUUAGCAGAUCCCCCGUCCCGCUUCCCGCCAUCCGACACGUGUACACGUGCACCGUAUACGACGAAGUGUGUAUACUGCUAAUCGUUUAUUUAAUCGUUUCGUGUGACUUCGCGCCGUUGCGGAUGGCCGUGGUCUUACUGUUAUUGAUAAUUUCGAUCGUUCGCGUAUUAUUAACUUUGUUGAAGAAACGUUUAUGAUCUUCGGUUACUUUGUAGUAUCGCGGCGUCUCCGUGGUCAUGGGUGUCGCAGAGCAUAGAGUCUCUUCCCUUCUUUCUUCGAAACUGACCUCGUGCCUGCUCUUAGGAAUCUUCUCCCUUGCGAUAUGGAACCCUGAUCUGCGUCUUGGGUGUUCUACGGGGAAAAGGGGUGUAAAUAUAGUUCGAUUUUCCUGAGAUUGUUUCAUUACAAAAAGAAUAUCCUAUGUUCAUACACAAUAGGAAUGCUAAUUAAUAUUUAAUAUAUUUAUGGGUAUACGAUAUAAACUAUAAGUUACGGAAUGUUGUUUCAACGGUAUAAUCUAGAGUUUAAAUGGGAAUUUCAUUAACUACCUGAGAGAAAUGUCUCUCUCUGUGAAAUUCGCGACAUGUCUGACAUCUUUUUUUUUCCUGGAGUUUCUCUUGUAUAUGCUGGGACACGCAAGUAUGUGUUCGAUGCCUCCGAUUUGUUGUGUAACGAUACUCUCAAUUAUCUCUAUUCUCCUUGGACCGCGUUAAUUUUCGCUGGCAAAACGGUAUUUCUAAGUCUAAGGUAUUCAGCAAUUUCACGCGUCGUACAUACAGUGACUGAUUAAAACGCGCAUUAUACAUUAAAUUCGUUGCGUCAAGUAUCGCGAUAGUAGAGUCUAAUUAUCAUAAAAAGAAAAAAAAUUGAAUUUACGUUCAACACGAGAAAAGGAUUUCCCUUACGUACGAAGAUAUUGUAGUUACGUCUGUCUAAAAGCAGUCUUAAAACCCCGAAAGAGGCUACGAUGUAACGUUUCUUUUUUUUUUUUCAUUCUUAAGUUAAACAUAUUCUUAAUCCAAGAGAAACCGUCUGUUAACUUUGCACAUGAAGUCGCUUAAGUUAUAAGGGCAUUCGCAGUUCAUAAUGGCCAUAUCGGCUAUUUUGAUCGAACAGUCCGUUGUUGUGUGAAAUUUAUCCCGAAAGACGAACAAUCCAGUUAGAGUUUCGACUGAUUUUCGUUCGUUAUUAACUCGCGUCCCGUUUGAACUUGCAAUAUUAUUCUAGUAACUAGCGCGCAAUUAAGACGUAAAGGCCACCGACUAAAGAAAACGAGCUACUAAAAAAAAAAAAAAAAAAAAAAAAAAAAAAAAAAAA